Messenger RNA from Dipodomys ordii (Ord's kangaroo rat), 1239 nucleotides. RefSeq names its product HSPB (heat shock 27kDa) associated protein 1 (gene Hspbap1). Gene Ontology annotation, molecular function: 2-oxoglutarate-dependent dioxygenase activity. The record is from RefSeq and is a predicted model, not a curated record. The transcript has 6 exons. The coding region runs from base 1 to 1239 and encodes 412 amino acids. NCBI's taxonomy places the organism in Eukaryota, Metazoa, Chordata, Mammalia, Rodentia, Heteromyidae.
AUGUUCUCUUACGUUGUAGUUCCUCAGUUUGAAACUGCAUGUAGUUACGUGGAGGCUACACUUGAAGAGUUUUUGACCUGGAAUGCUGACCAACCUCGUAUUUCUGGACCAUUUAGAGAUUAUGAUCAUUCCAAAUUCUGGGCUUAUGCUGACUAUAAAUAUUUAAUUAGUCUAUUUGAAGACAGGGCAGAUGUUUUUCAGGACGUGAUAUGGUCUGACUUUGGAUUUCCUGGAAGAAAUGGACAAGAGAGUACCUUGUGGAUUGGCUCCCUGGGAGCCCAUACCCCCUGUCAUCUGGACUCUUAUGGUUGCAACUUAGUAUUCCAGGUACAAGGAAGGAAAAGAUGGCAUCUCUUUCCUCCUGAAGAUACACCUUUCCUUUAUCCAACCCGAAUCCCAUAUGAAGAAUCUAGUGUGUUCAGUAAAGUCAAUGUGGUCAAUCCUGAUUUACAACGUUUCCCUCAGUUCCAGAAAGCUCAGAGACAUGUGGUCACGCUGUGCCCAGGACAGGUUCUGUUUGUUCCCAGACACUGGUGGCAUUACGUAGAAUCCAUCGAUCCUGUCAGCGUCAGUAUAAAUUCAUGGAUUGAGCUGGAAGAAGACCACCUAGCCCGAGUGGAAGAGGCAAUCACCCGGAUGCUGGUGUGUGCACUGAAAACUGCGGAGAACCCACACAACGCCAGUGCCUGGCUAAACCCUACUGAGGUGGAAGAAACAUCCCAUGAAGUCAAUUGCCACUAUUUAAAUGGAGCUGUUUCUGCCUUUUUUGACCAUUACAGAGCAUCUAAAGUAGGAGAAAUUCAAGUAGUAGGAACACAUGGGGAGAACCUCAGAAAGGAUGAACUAAACAUGAACAGCCCCAUGGAGGUAAAGGACACACACAGCCAGAGUGUAACCAUGGGAACCACAACGCAGGGGGCAGCAGGCCCCUUUGGUCCUCAUCUGGUGCUUGUCACACCAAGCUCUGAAGAACUCCCUUCAGAAAGAAGAGACGUAUUUGAAAGCAAUGGCAGAGGAUUUGUCUGCAAAGAUGAGGAACUCUUUCCAAAACCAUCCUGCACCAGGAGGCAACUGAUGAUCAAACAACGUGAAAAUGCUGUGGUGGAGUCAAUUGCCUCUAACAGCACCACGGCCCCUCCCUCAGUGUUCAUCUCCACAGACGACUUGCUGGACUGUGUGGUGAAUCCACAAGUAACCAGAAUGGUGGCACAACUUUUGAUACAAGGGAAAAAAAUAUGA